AAUCAGCCUUGUGAGCUGCCAACCUUUCUCUGCCACAUUCAGAAGCAGUGACAGGAAUAGCAACGGCAGACUUCUACAGGACUUAAUUGUGCUUGGACUCGUUCUGAGACAUAUGGAAAGAAAAUUGCUGAAAAAAGAGAUUGAAAAACUUCUGAGAGAAUAUGUUAGCACCACUCUCAGGGAAAAAGAAUUUGACCCAAAAGGAAGAAAAGAAUCCACAUUUCUUGAUGACAUGGCUCAUUAUGAUUUGGCUCUUGGUGUCGCAUUGCAAUGGUUAAGCAGUUCGGAAGAUAUAAAAGCACUAAAAAAUGGAAAGAUAAAGCUGCAGCAAAGCCUUUAUAAAUACCCCAAUCGCAUGGAAAGAGAAGCUAUGAUUUUGUCCUCCUUUGCCGGAAUGUUAAUGGACCGUUUUCCAGUGGAAGAUGUCUUUGAAAUAUACAAGAUCAAACCUGCAGCAAUGCAACUUCAGAGCUCAGCUAAGAGUCAUAGGACACAGCCGUUUAAUCUCUCAUUGCAUCCCUUUGCCAUGCUGACAGCACACCAGGCGGCAGAGCAUGCUUGGAAGCACCGUACCAGAGUUCACAAGUCUAUAUGCAUGACAGAUACCAAUACAAAACAAGAGCAAAACAUUAUGAUAGGUCAACAAAACCCAAACCAGGGUUCAAAGAACCAACACAUGGAUUCUGCUGAUGGGAUGGAACUUUCAUCUGAAUCUGUCACAGAAGAAGAGAAAGAAAUUGUAUAGCUCCAUAAUGUCAUUCUCUUGUUGUACAUUGUAACUGCUAUUUCUACCAGAAGUGUUUAAGACAAUUAUAGAGUUUGUAUUUUGUUACUCUUUAGAUCUGUUACUAAACACAUUACUAAACAAAUAUAAUUGACCAGAUUCAAUAAAGCUUGUCUAAAAAAUGG
Molecule: messenger RNA, 909 nt
Organism: Bombina bombina (fire-bellied toad)
Lineage: Eukaryota; Metazoa; Chordata; Amphibia; Anura; Bombinatoridae
Gene: C1H2orf80
Product: chromosome 1 C2orf80 homolog
Exons: 9
Coding region: 113-745 (210 amino acids)
Source: RefSeq, a predicted model, not a curated record